This is a messenger RNA of Anguilla rostrata (American eel), 3394 nucleotides long. It is a transcript of the gene pip5k1bb, whose product is annotated as phosphatidylinositol-4-phosphate 5-kinase, type I, beta b. The transcript has 15 exons. Lineage: Eukaryota; Metazoa; Chordata; Actinopteri; Anguilliformes; Anguillidae. Bases 220 to 1815 code for a protein of 531 amino acids. Gene Ontology annotation, molecular function: 1-phosphatidylinositol-4-phosphate 5-kinase activity. Gene Ontology annotation, biological process: phosphatidylinositol phosphate biosynthetic process. Gene Ontology annotation, cellular component: plasma membrane. The record is from RefSeq and is a predicted model, not a curated record.
UGGGACUGCGCUGGUUAUUUCCACCUGUGAAAACAUCUGCAACUCCGUCGAGAUACCUAUUGCUGGAAUACGAGGGAAGACAUCUCUCAGGAAUCAAGGACGCGUUUAUUUAGCCCAUGCCCAGACGAAACGUAGCCAAGGCUCUUCAGAGAAAUCACAUGACACCGGGAUCACAUGACCAGGCAGUGGAUGACCGACACAGCUUUUCAGUAAGCCAAGAUGUCGUCAGCCACUGAAAAUGGAGUCGCAGGCUCCCGGAACACAAGCAGAGAGAAAACUUACAAGAAGACCACAUCGUCAGCUCUGAAAGGGGCGAUCCAGUUGGGGAUCGGGUACACGGUGGGGAACCUGUCCUCCAAACCGGACAGAGAUGUCCUCAUGCAGGACUUCUACGUGGUGGAAAGUGUGUUUUUACCCAGUGAGGGGAGUAACCUGACCCCGGCCCACCACUUCCCGGACUUCCGCUUCAAGACCUACGCCCCGCUGGCGUUCCGAUACUUCCGGGAACUUUUCGGGAUCAAGCCCGAUGACUACCUGUACUCUAUAUGCAAGGAGCCCCUGAUCGAGCUGUCGAACCCGGGGGCCAGUGGUUCCCUGUUCUACCUGACCAGCGAUGACGAGUUCAUCGUUAAGACCGUGCAGCACAAAGAGGCUGAGUUUCUGCAGAAGCUGCUUCCGGGUUAUUAUAUGAACCUGAACCAGAACCCCAGGACGCUCCUGCCCAAGUUCUACGGGCUGUACUGCGUGCAGUCGGGCGGGAUGAACAUCCGCCUGGUGGUGAUGAACAACGUGCUGCCGCGCCCGAUAAGGAUGCACUACAAGUACGACCUGAAGGGCUCCACCUACAAGCGCCGCGCCUCGCGGAAAGAGCGGGAAAAGAGCUGCCCCACCUACAAGGACCUGGACUUCCAGGACAUGCACGAGGAGGGCCUGCACUUCGACACCGAGACCUACAACGCCCUGAUGAAGACGCUGCAGCGGGACUGCCGGGUGCUGGAGAGCUUCAAGAUCAUGGACUACAGCCUGCUGCUGGGGGUGCACGUGCUGGACCAGAGCCACCGGGAGGAGGAGGCCUCUCAGGGGGGCGGAGACGGGCGUCGGCCGGUGGGCCAGAAGGUGCUCUACUCCACCGCCAUGGAGUCCAUUCAGGGGGACGGCCGGGCGGGCGAGGUCACCACCACCGACGACACAAUGGGAGGAAUUCCCGCUAGAACGCACAAGGACGAGAAGCUGCUCAUAUUUCUGGGGAUUAUCGAUAUCCUGCAGUCGUACAGGUUCAUGAAGAAGUUGGAACACUCCUGGAAAGCGCUCGUAUACGAUGGCGACUCCGUGUCCGUCCACCGGCCUGGUUUCUAUGCCAACAGAUUCCUGAAAUUCAUGAGCACAAGGGUGUUCCGGAAGAUUCAGACAAUCCGGUUCUCUCCGUCCCGGAGGACCCGGAACUCCAUCCCAGCGCUGAAGUUUUCCUCGCAGGAGAUCCUGUCUCAGACCGAGGACCGGAACGACGACAGGAAGGACCGCCUCGCGGGAGCCCGGAGCCUGGCCAGCCUGGAUGGACGAGCAUUCGGCUCACACCUGCGGCCAGACCUGGUCCUGCCCGCUUCACCCUUGCGCGAGGCCGCUUCCAUGGCAACCACAAUCUCCACUUCCUCCCUGUUUACCAAUGACCAGUACCUGGAGCCGUACUCUGACAGAGUUCAUUUAGGCUCCAGUUCCACUUUCACCCUGGAGGACAGCGCCAUCUGCCUGACGUCUGAGCAAAGCACGCUGGAUAUGGACAGAGACGACGACUCCGUGCUGGACGUCUACUUGUAAAAGGGGCGGGGCAAUACAUCAGCAUCUUCUCCACCAGCACUCUCCUGUCAAUCAUCCGACAAUCACCGCGCUACACCGGACGAGCGGAGGAUCGCUUUUACGCAGUCGCGGGUGCCAGCCUUCGACCUCGGACCUUCGACCUCUGACCUCCAAACUUGUCUGACUGUCAGGAGCGUUCCUCCCUCGCCGUCCUCCGCCCCCUGCUGCGAUCUUCUGUUGCCAAUUCGCUCAUGGUCGAGCUGAAUGCAAACCUCAGAUCUGAAUAAGAGCUCCAGUCUCUCCAAAGGAAAUCACAGCACAGCUACGUGCCAUUUCAUGGUGUCCCUACGCUUGCUGGUACAUAGUGCUGCUUCUCAAGAGCAUGGCAGCUGGAGGCUGUAGCUUUUUUUUGUUGAAUUUUACCUGUUAUUUACAUUUAAGAAGCAUAUAUAUAUAUAUAUAUAUAUAUAUAUAUAUACAUAUAUCAAUAGAUACAAAUAUAGAAUAUAUAUUUCUUUGACUGAAUGUUCUCUGUCCUUCCUGCUGACCAGAACAGAUUCCUGCAAUCCAAAGUUAUCGCACCUGGCUUUGUCAUGGCUUGCAUUUAAAAAGAAGAAUUACAAAUGUUUACAGCGAUCGCUUUUUUGUUUUUAGCUAUGCCGAAGUUAUGCGCCAUUCCGUUGGUCCAGAUCUGCUCUGAAUGAUGGUGCACACGGACGUCGAAAUUUCAGGUCACCCUAGUCACUCCUAAGCCACCUGGGACAGCAGCUAUGGCACAAUUAACAAAAUGGCAGAGUGGUGGCUUUUGGGAGCGAGGCUUGGACAGGCGUGUUUGUGCCCUGUAUGGACACCUUAAACACGCCGCCUCUUUUCCGUAGCAGCCAGAAAAGGCAAAGAAACUUCUUCAAAAAUCACGAUCAACCCUGCUUCGCCUGAUCCUCAUUGCCUUUGCAAUCAGAUGUGAACAUUAUACAUUAAACACUACCCUCUGGUGGCAGAUUUUGAGUACAGCAGGCAUGGGAAAGAGAAAGACUAUACUCGUGGUCCAAAAAUUGGCACUUCUUAUGAGCGUAUCAAAUAAUAAAUGUAUGUGAUAAAUAUGUACGGUCAUACUCUGACUCAGGUGAGUUUUCCAGACCUAAAUAUGUUUUGAUUGGUGAAUAUGCACAUUUUUUUACUUACACACAUAGCCUACUGUAUGUUAUGUGCUAUGUGUGUAGGUAUGUGGAUGGAAUCACAAAUAGAGAAAGUUGAACAGUGAUGUUCAGAUGCACAUAGGAAAUGUUUUUGAGGAUGAAUGAGUUGAUCUCAGGAUACCCUUCAUACACAAUAACGUGUAUUUCACAGUGGAAUGUUGCAAAGUGUUGGGCAGUCCAGUGUUUUUGGACACCACGCAGAAGCUAGCCAAUGAUUCCAUACAAUAUCGACAUAUCUUAACUUCAUGAUUGCACCUUUUGCUGGUUUUUGAGACCAUAAUUUAUUGAAUCAUUGAUAAACACACGGUUUGCUGAAGAAUAUUUUAAUCUCUGAAUGUAAAAAAAAGUUGUAUUUAUAGAAAAAAUGCUACUGUAUGUAAAAUAGUAAAAAAACACAUGCUGAA